Brassica rapa (field mustard) is the source of this 1256-nucleotide messenger RNA. RefSeq names its product casein kinase II subunit beta-3. Gene Ontology annotation, cellular component: cytoplasm; protein kinase CK2 complex. Gene Ontology annotation, molecular function: protein kinase regulator activity. NCBI's taxonomy places the organism in Eukaryota, Viridiplantae, Streptophyta, Magnoliopsida, Brassicales, Brassicaceae. The record is from RefSeq and is a predicted model, not a curated record.
AAAAAUGACAAAACAGUGAGAGAGGAAGAGACCAUGAUCUUUACAUCUCCUAUGUCCUGUCCUCCACUCUGUGACGAAAAUUAUUUAAAAGUAAAACCCUAGUUGUCUCCGUCUUUCUCCCAAUCAAUCUUCAGAAAGUCGCGAGAAUCUGAAGUCACGAUUUUUUUUCUGUCCUUUUUGUUCUCGAGAGAAUCGAAUUAUGUACAAGGAACGGAGUGGAGGAGGUGGCGGUUCGUCGAGAUCGGAGAUCGUCGGCGGAGCAAUUGAUCGGAAACGAAUCAACGACGCACUCAACAAGAGACUAGAGAAGUCUUCAACUUCCACUUCUAAAGACAAACAUCAGCUUCCAGAUGUGGAGUCUGAAACGGAUAGUGAAGAAGGUUCGGAUGUGAGUGGAUCGGAAGGUGAUGAUGAUGAUGAUACGUCGUGGAUCUCGUGGUUUUGUAAUUUGAGAGGGAAUGAUUUCUUCUGUGAAGUCGAUGAGGAUUAUAUACAAGAUGAUUUUAAUCUUUGUGGGUUGAGUGGUCAAGUUCCUUACUAUGAGUAUGCGCUUGAUCUCAUCCUAGAUGUUGAAUCUUCAAACAGUGAGAUGUUUACUGAAGAACAGAAUGAACUUGUGGAAUCAGCAGCUGAAAUGUUGUACGGUCUUAUUCACGUUCGUUACAUUUUGACUACUAAAGGACUGGCUGCAAUGACUGAGAAGUACAAGAAGUGUGAUUUCGGGAGAUGCCCGAGAGUUUUCUGUUGCGGACAAUCUUGUCUACCAGUUGGACAAUCCGACAUCCCGAGAUCGAGUACCGUGAAGAUAUACUGCCCAAAAUGUCAAGACAUAUCUUACCCGCGAUCUAAAUUCCAAGAUAUUGAUGGAGCAUACUUCGGAACCACAUUCCCUCACUUGUUCUUGAUGACUAACGGCAACUUAAAGCCGCAGAAACCGACUCAGAGUUAUGUCCCAAGAAUCUUUGGCUUUAAGGUACACAAACCAUGAUAAUAUGAGUCAUCUGCUUUCUCAAUCAUUGGUGAUACAUCUAGUGCGCAUGAGAUGAGCAACUGAAACGUUAGCUGUGGUUUGAAUGGUGCGUACAAUCAUUGGUGAACGAUGAUAUGAGCUUAAAAUCAAGUUGUAACAUUGGAAUUUUAUAAGAAUCUCAUUAAGUCCCAAAUGUAACAGCCUGUCUGGUCUCAUUUUUGGAUUUUUGUUUCUACUGUUAUAUGUUCUUCUCAGUUUAUUUUUUCAAUCUAAUUUCAUGCACCUA